GUCCCUUUUCCGCCCCUAAACUACAUCUCUUCUCCUUCGUGUUGGAUUCUCGUGGUGGUUUCUCUACUGCAAAAUACCUCCCUCUCAAAUUCAUAAUCGACCAACGCGCAGGAGCUUUGAUCCUCCAGGUCGAAUCUCCAUUGAAACUGCCCCAUUUGCAGUUUACAGGUGCCGUUCGCUACAAGAAGCACUGUCUCCUGCUCUUCGCUGAGUACACGGAGUCAGACGUGGCAGGCUCCCAGUCGCCAUAUCACGAGAUCCGUCGUUAUUUUUCUUCGUCUUCUCGUUCUAAUACCCCUUAAUUCGCCAUGUACGGUACAGGCACAGGCCCUCAGACGGGCGUUUCCACCCCUCGCUCGAACUCAUCUCUCCGUCCUCUCACUCUCCGUCAUGGGUCCCUCGAAACCUCCUUUCUCGCUCCGACCUCGCUCCACUUCCACGCUCAACAGUUGAACGAUCGCUUCGCCGCCACUCUUCCUACGGCCACAGACGAGCUCGCUCAGGAUGACGAGCCAUCAUCCGUCGCCGAGCUUCUUGCCAGGUACAUGGGCUUUGUGGCCAACGAGAUCGAAAAGGGCGAAGAUGACGAACAGGGCUCUUAUGAGGCCGUCCUCAAGAUCGUCCUCGUCGAGUUCGAGCGUGCCUACCUCCAGGGUAACGAGGUCCAUGCCCUAGUGGCAACUCUCCCCGGCAUCGAUGCCAAGAAGCUCGAGGUGGUUCGCAGCUACUACCACGCCCGGAUAACCGUUGGCCGUCCCAUUAAGGAACACGAGUCUGCCCUCUUCCGGGCCGCCGAAGACGGCGCUGCCGGAAUUUACUCCAUUUUUGGCGGUCAGGGCAACAUCGAGGAGUACUUUGACGAGCUUCGUGAGAUCUACAAGACCUACUGGCCUUUGCUCGGUGGUCUCAUCCACGAUGCUGCCGAGCUGCUCCAGACUCUCUCCAAACAUCCCGGCGCCGAGAAGCUGUAUCCCAAGGGUCUUGAUAUUCUCAACUGGCUUGAGCAUGAAGAUGCCACCCCUGACGUGGACUACCUCGUCUCGGCCCCCGUCAGCUUCCCUUUGAUCGGCUUGGUCCAGCUCGCCCACUACGAGGUCACCUGCAAGGUGAUGGGUAUCGAUCCCGGCAAGAUGCGCGAUAGGCUCAAGGGCUCCACCGGUCACUCCCAGGGCGUCGUUUUGGCCGCCGCCACCGCCGCGGCCUCUUCUUGGGAGUCGUGGGCUGAUAUCGCCAAGUCUACUCUCACCAUCCUCUUCUGGAUCGGCGCCCGCAGUCAGCAGGUGUUCCCCCGGACAUCGCUUGCCCCGACCAUGAUGCGCGAGUCGAUUGACAACGGCGAGGGCGCUCCUACCCCGAUGUUGAGCAUCCGGGAUCUUUCCCAGGCCGAGGUCCAGAAGCACGUGGAUGCCACGAACCAAUACCUCCCAGCCGACCGCCACAUCUCCAUCUCGCUCAUCAAUAGCCCGCGCAACCUCGUCGUUACUGGACCUCCCAUCUCCCUCUGUGGUCUCAAUGCCCAGCUGCGCAAGGUGAAGGCCGCUACCGGCUUGGACCAGAACAGGAUCCCCCACACCGAGCGGAAGAGCCGGUUCGUGAACCGCUUCUUGCCCAUCAGCGCUCCUUUCCACAGCAAGUACCUCGCCGAAGCGACCGAGUUGAUCGACGCCGACCUCAAGGAUGUUCAGAUCGACUCCGAGUCUCUUGCCAUCCCCGUCUUCGACACCAAUAGCGGCAAGGACAUCAGGGAGGAGGUCAACGGCAACAUCGUUCCCAACCUCGUCCGUCUGAUCACCAGAGAUCCGGUCAACUGGGAGAAGGCUACCAUCUUCCCCGGUGCCACUCACGUGCUGGACUUCGGCCCUGGCGGUAUCUCCGGCUUGGGUAUUCUAGCCAGCCGCAACAAGGAGGGAACCGGUGUGCAUGUCAUUCUCGCCGGCUCGGUCAAUGGCACCAUCACCGAGGUGGGCUACAAGUCGGAGCUUUUCGAUCGCGACGAGGAGCACGCCGUACGUUAUGCCAUGGACUGGGUGAAGGAAUUUGGCCCGCGGCUCAUCAGGACCGUAAGCGGUCAAACCUUCGUCGACACCAAGAUGAGCCGACUCCUGGGCCUUCCACCUGUCAUGGUCGCCGGCAUGACCCCAACGACCGUGCCCUGGGAUUUCGUGGCUGCGACCAUGAAUGCCGGUUACCACGUUGAGCUGGCCGGUGGCGGUUACUACAAUGGCAAGACCAUGACCGAGGCGCUCUCCAAGAUCGAGAACGCCAUCCCCGCCGGUCGAGGCAUCACUGUGAAUCUCAUCUACGUCAACCCUCGUGCCAUGGGCUGGCAGAUCCCCCUCAUCGGCCGCCUCAGGGCUGAGGGCGUUCCCAUCGAGGGUCUGACCAUCGGAGCCGGCGUCCCGUCCAUCGAGGUUGCCCAGGAGUACAUUGAGACUCUCGGUCUGAAGCACAUUGCCUUCAAGCCGGGCUCUGUCGAUGCCAUCCAGUCCGUCAUCAAUAUCGCCAAGGCCAACCCUGACUUCCCCGUCAUUCUGCAGUGGACGGGCGGCCGUGGAGGCGGCCACCACUCUUACGAGGAUUUCCAUCAGCCCAUUCUGACCAUGUACGGCCGCAUCCGCCGCACCCCCAACAUCGUCCUUGUGGCCGGUAGUGGCUUUGGUGGUGCCGAAGACACCUACCCUUACCUCACCGGUGAGUGGUCCAGGCGUUUUGGUUACCCGCCCAUGCCCUUCGAUGGCACUCUCUUUGGUAGCCGCAUGAUGGUCGCCAAGGAGGCGCAUACCAGCAAGGCGGCCAAACAGGCCAUUGUCGAUGCCCCGGGCGUGGGUGACGAGGGUUGGGAGCAGACCUACAAGGGUCCCGCCGGCGGAGUCGUCACCGUCCGUUCUGAGAUGGGCGAGCCUAUCCACAAGCUUGCCACACGCGGUGUCCUGUUCUGGGCUGAGAUGGACAAGAAGAUCUUCAGCCUGCCCAAGGAGAAGCGGGUGGCCGAGCUCAAGAAGAACCGGAGCUACAUCAUCAAGAAGCUCAAUGACGACUUCCACAAGGUGUGGUUCGGCCGCAACAGGGCCGGCGAGGCUGUCGACCUGGAGGAUAUGACCUAUGGCGAGGUUGUCCGUCGUAUGGUCGACCUCCUCUACGUGAGGCACGAGUCGCGGUGGAUCGACCCUUCGUUCAAGAAGCUGACGGGCGACUUCAUCCAUCGCGUCGAGGAGCGGUUCACCUCUGGCCGUGACCACGCAUCUCUUCUCCAGGACUUUGGAGAACUCGAUACCCCCUUCCAGACCGUCACCAGGAUCCUGGCCAGCUACCCCGAGGCCGAGGAGCAGAUCAUCAAUGCCCAAGAUGUGCAGCACUUCUUGAUGCUCUGCCAGCGACGUGGACAAAAGCCCGUCACCUUCGUGCCUGCCCUGGAUGAGAACUUUGAGUUCUUCUUCAAGAAGGAUUCUCUCUGGCAAGCGGAGGACCUCGGUGCCGUCAUUGACCAAGAUGUCGGCCGCACCUGCAUCCUGCAAGGUCCCAUGGCCGCGAAGUACUCGACCAAGAUGGACGAGCCCAUCCAGGACAUCCUUGACAGCAUCCACAACGCCCAUAUCGCUGGUCUCACCCAGGAUCUCUACGACGGCGAUGCCAACGCGAUCCCGGUCAUCGAGUACUUUGGGGGUAAACUCGGCGAACCGGAAAUUCCUGUGGAGGAUGUGGACGGGCUGGUCACCUCGUAUGAUGAGACCAAGAACACCUACCGUCUCGUCGCGCUGCCUGGGACGACAAUGCCCAGCGAGGAAGCCUGGCUGGCGUUGCUCGCGGGACCUCGCCGCAGCUGGCGCCACGCCCUCCUCACGUCCGACGUGUUGGUCCAGGGCCAGAAGUUCCAGACCAACCCGAUGAAGCGCAUCUUCGCUCCGGUGCGGGGCCUCUUCGUCGAGAUCCAUUAUCCCAACGACCCCUCCCGGACCAGGAUUGUGGUCAAGGAGCAGCCGCGCCAUGGCAAGUACGUCGAUGUCCUCGAGGUCAAGCUCGUCGGCAAGAAUGAGAUUGUGGUCAGCAUGAUCAAGGACACGACCGCGCUCGGCGCUCCCGUCUCGCUGCCGCUCAAGUUCACGUACCAUCCCGAGACUGGCUACGCUCCCAUCCAUGAAGUGAUGGAAAGCCGAAACGACCGGAUCAAGGCGUUCUACUGGCGUACUUGGUUCGGCCAUGAUGCCCUUGACCUUGAUGCCGACGUCACCAGCAAGUUUGACGGCGGAUCGGCUGUGAUCACCGGCGAGGGCAUCAAUGACUUCGUCCACGCUGUUGGCAACACAGGCGAGGCGUUCGUCGAGCGGCCUGGCAAGACGGUGUAUGCGCCCAUGGACUUCGCCAUCGUUGUCGGGUGGAAAGCUAUCACCAAGCCCAUCUUCCCUCGCACAAUCGACGGCGACCUUCUCAAACUGGUCCACCUGUCGAACCAGUUCCGGAUGAUGCCGGGUGCGGAGCCUCUCCAGAAGGGCGACGAGGUCAACACUACGGCUCAGGUCAAUGCCGUCAUCAACCAGGACUCGGGAAAGAUGGUCGAGGUUUGCGGCACCAUCUGGCGUCGCGGUGAAGCCGUGAUGGAGGUGACGUCCCAGUUCCUGUACCGCGGCACCUACACCGAUUACGAGAACACGUUCCAGCGCAAUACGGAGACGCCGGUGCAAGUGCAUCUUGCCACCACCAAGGACGUGUCGAUCCUCAAGUCGAAGGAGUGGUUCAACAUUGACGAUCUGCCCCAGGACAUCCAGCUCCUCGGCAAGACCCUCACGUUCCGGCUGCAGAGCUUCCUCAAAUUCAAGAAUAAGACGGUGUUCAGCAGCGUGCAGACGUUCGGCCAGGUCCUGCUGGAGCUUCCCACCAAGGAGGUGAUCCAGGUGGCCAGCGUCGACUACAGGGCGGGGGUCUCGCACGGCAACCCGGUGAUCGACUACGUGGAGCGCAACGGGACCCCUCUCGACCAGCCUCUCAACUUUGAGAACCCCAUCCCUCUGAGCGGCAAGACGCCCCUGCAGCUCCGCGCGCCGUCGUCGAACGAGACGUACGCUCGGGUGUCGGGCGACUACAACCCCAUCCACGUCUCCCGCAUCUUCGCGGCCUACGCCAACCUCCCCGGCACGAUUACGCACGGCAUGUACUCGAGCGCGGCGGUGCGAAGCCUCGUGGAGACGUGGGCUGCGGAGAACAACAUUGGUCGUGUCCGCAGCUUCCACGCGUCCCUCGCGGGCAUGGUCCUGCCGAACGAUGAGAUCCUGGUCAAGCUCGAGCACGUGGGCAUGGUGGCUGGCCGCAAGAUCAUCAAGGUCGAGGCGACGAACAAGGACACUGGAGACAAGGUGCUCCUUGGCGAGGCUGAGAUUGAGCAGCCGGUGACUGCGUACGUGUUCACGGGUCAGGGUUCGCAGGAGCAGGGUAUGGGUAUGGAGCUGUAUGCCAGCAGCCCUGUGGCCAAGGAGGUGUGGGAACGGGCCGACAAGUACUUGUUGGACAAUUAUGGCUUCUCCAUCACCAACAUCGUCAGAAACAACCCCAAGGAGCUGACGAUCCACUUUGGCGGGCCCCGGGGCAAGGCUAUCCGGCAAAACUACAUGGCCAUGACGUUCGAGACGGUGGCGGCGGACGGGUCGAUCAAGUCGGAGAAGAUCUUCAAGGAGAUUGACGAGAAGACGACGUCGUACACGUAUCGGUCGCCGACGGGCCUGCUGUCGGCGACGCAGUUCACGCAGCCGGCGCUGACGCUGAUGGAGAAGGCGAGCUUCGAGGACAUGAAGUCCAAGGGGCUCGUCCCGCGCGACUGCACGUUCGCGGGCCACUCGCUCGGCGAGUACUCGGCGCUGGCGGCGCUGGCGGAGGUGAUGCCGAUCGAGAGCCUGGUGUCGGUGGUGUUCUACCGGGGCCUGACGAUGCAGGUGGCGGUGGAGCGCGACGCGGCGGGGCGGUCCAACUACUCGAUGUGCGCGAUCAACCCGAGCCGGAUCUCCAAGACGUUCAACGAGGAGGCGCUGCAGUUCGUGGUGAACAACAUCGCGGAGGAGACGGGGUGGCUGCUGGAGAUUGUCAACUACAACAUCGCCAACAUGCAGUACGUGGCGGCGGGCGACCUGCGGGCGCUGGACACGCUGACGGGGGUGACGAACCUGCUCAAGGUGCAGAAGAUCGACGUGGACGAGAUGCGGGCCAACAUCGAGGAGGCCAAGGGCGCGCUGCGGGAGAUCAUCCGCGGGUGCGCGGAGGACACGCUGAGGAAGCCGACGCCGCUGGAGCUGCAGAGGGGGUUCGCGACGAUCCCGCUCAAGGGCAUCGACGUGCCGUUCCACUCGACGUUCCUCCGGUCGGGCGUCAAGCCGUUCCGGAGCUUCCUGCUCAAGAAGAUCAACCGGACGACGAUCGACCCGUCCAAGCUCGUGGGCAAAUACAUCCCCAACGUGACGGCCAAGCCGUUCGCGCUGACGCGGGAGUACUUCGAGGAGGUGUACAAGCUGACCAACUCGCCCAAGAUUGCGUCGGUGCUGGCCAACUGGGACAGCUAUACGCAGGAUGCGCCGGCGGGCGGGGUCGAUGGUGUGAAUGGGGUCAAUGGGCACCACGAGGGCCCGGGCUCGGCUGCCUGAGUGUAGGCUGAGGCAGGAGUGGCGGGGGACAACAUAUAUCCACGCAUGGAGGGGAAACGGACGCCCCGCGAACCAAAGUAAAAA
Messenger RNA from Sodiomyces alkalinus F11, 6707 nucleotides. RefSeq names its product fatty acid synthase subunit beta dehydratase. Bases 309 to 6623 code for a protein of 2104 amino acids. Gene Ontology annotation, biological process: long-chain fatty acid biosynthetic process. The record is from RefSeq and is a predicted model, not a curated record. Gene Ontology annotation, cellular component: fatty acid synthase complex. Gene Ontology annotation, molecular function: [acyl-carrier-protein] S-malonyltransferase activity; fatty acid synthase activity; enoyl-[acyl-carrier-protein] reductase (NADH) activity. The transcript is spliced from 3 exons. NCBI's taxonomy places the organism in Eukaryota, Fungi, Ascomycota, Sordariomycetes, Glomerellales, Plectosphaerellaceae.